Postia placenta MAD-698-R-SB12 is the source of this 771-nucleotide messenger RNA. RefSeq lists its product as hypothetical. NCBI's taxonomy places the organism in Eukaryota, Fungi, Basidiomycota, Agaricomycetes, Polyporales, Adustoporiaceae. The annotation marks the transcript as partial. The record is from RefSeq and is a predicted model, not a curated record. The transcript has 5 exons.
ACGAGCUCGACGACCGUCCAAAGCACCAGCUCUGGCUCUGCUGCGGGGCUUUCGGCAGACCAGCAGCUCUGCGUCUCGGAGUUCAACAUCAAUGCCGCUGCAAACGCGUCCACCUACCCAUGCUCUACAUGCUUCCCUGUUCUGCAGAGCAUCCCAUCCAGCAUUUCAUCUUCAAGCUCGGAGACUGCUCAACAGAUCUCAAACGCCCUGCAGUUCUGUGCCCUCAACAGCGUGUUCAAUGAAAUGGACCAGGCCGGCCAGAGUGCACUCACGACCGGCGGUUGGGUGCAGAACGUGCAGUUCUGCUCGUGGAGCGGAGUGCAGUGUGACGGCAGUGGCAGAGUAUCUUCGCUGAAACUGUCCUUCCCUUCAGUCCCGGCUGUUAUCCCGGGCCAGAUUGACGGACUGACGAUGCUACAGACGCUGCAACUUGUCGGCAAUAAUGCCGUACCAGCCGGGAGCCUUCCAUCGUCCUUCAGCAAUCUGACGGAACUUUCAUCGUUUGAGUUGGAGUCAACAGCCAUCACUGCGUUCCCCAACGCGCUGUUCUCCUCGCUGAAGAACAUCACAUCGCUCACGCUGGUGAAGAAUGCGCAUAUGGGGAAUGCCCUUCCGUCCAGCCUGACCUCCACAUCGCUGCAGAGCCUUGUCGUGACGAACCAGGCCCUGAGUAAUCCCCUCGCGCUGCUCGCCAGCAGCACCUCGUUGCGAUCCUCGCUCACAUUACUCGACCUCUCGGCCACGAACCUGACAGGCACGAUCCCCUCCUCG